Molecule: messenger RNA, 360 nt
Organism: Malassezia sympodialis ATCC 42132
Lineage: Eukaryota; Fungi; Basidiomycota; Malasseziomycetes; Malasseziales; Malasseziaceae
Exons: 2
Coding region: 1-360 (119 amino acids)
Source: RefSeq, a predicted model, not a curated record
AUGCCUGACGUUGACGAGUCUCGUCUAAGGACACUGGAGAGUCUCGCUGCGGUUGCCAACAAGACAAUCGUUUCUCUUCCUACACCCCUGAUCCGCACCGAGGAGACUCGUAUCGUGACCAUGGGUCAGACGGAGGGCGUACCUGUGGCUGCUGUGCAGGAACCCUUCCAGGUCCACUUCACUGUCGCCAAUACGUUUGGCGUGCAGCUGCGCAUGUCAGAUGUGCAGUUCCAUUUUGUGAUCGACGAUACUGAUGCGCCCGUCGAAGCUGACCACACAGUGGACACAUUGUUGUGGGCGCCAUACGAGUGCUCCCCUAUCCAAGAAUGGUACGCUUGGAUCGUAUUACCUACAAACUGA